This is a messenger RNA of Aspergillus mulundensis, 729 nucleotides long. RefSeq lists its product as uncharacterized. NCBI's taxonomy places the organism in Eukaryota, Fungi, Ascomycota, Eurotiomycetes, Eurotiales, Aspergillaceae. The transcript has a single exon. The coding region runs from base 1 to 729 and encodes 242 amino acids. The record is from RefSeq and is a predicted model, not a curated record.
AUGGCCAACAUCAGCGCCCUAAUCCCGGAAUUGGACGCAGCCACGAUCCACACCCUGCUCGCAACCGCCGCCUCAAAGCACAGCGACAUUCACGCCCUCGUCACCGCCGCAAUCAACUCCAAGCAGCGCGCCGAGUCCGCGCGCGUGCUGAACUUCGACCACUACUCGCGCUCCGUGUGGCGGGAGAUAAACGUAACAUACAGCCGACUCGGCGGGUCAAAGCAGUACGACAAGGCAUUCGACGUCUACAACGAAGUCGUGGACACGAUCGACACCAUUGUGAAAUCCUGCGGGCCGCUGGCGAACCCGAGAACGCGAUUCAAUGGGCUCUCGGUAUUGCGCAAGAUCGGGAAAACGAUUUGCCUCUCUUCGAAUGAUGUUGUUGGGCAUGAGGUGCAGAAGAAUUUCCAGUGGAAUGAGAGUUUGGAGAAUGGCAUGUGUGAGAUUAUUGGCGCGAUGAGCGAUGAGGAGCGCAGGGUUAUCAGGGACGAUGUGAGUAGUGAGGAGGCGCUGUGGCCGAAGCUUGUGGAGCUCGAGGGCCUUGCGCAGAGUUACUGUGUUUUUCCAGAGUUUUCGCGGGUGUUGGAGGUUUUGACGGAGGGGUUGUAUGAUGAUGAUGAUGAUCAAGGUGAGGAGUGGAGCGAGGAGGAGGAUACUGAUGAGGCGGAGGAUGAGGAGAUUGCGCAUAUUCCGGGGCAGUUCUCCUGGCCUGAGAAGCCACUUUGGUGA